ACAAGACACAUUUUGAGCUCAAUUUUCUCCCUCUCUUCUGCACAACCUCAGAAAUGCUCAGCAUAGACCGGAUUCAACGCUCUACACGAGGAACUAAUCAUGCUGCCGUGGGACCUCAAAAAGAGCACAUCUCAGUCUAAGAAUACAGAUUUGACACCAAACUGUCAUGGCGGAAGCUCUGGACUCUGCAGGCCUGCUGGUGAGUGGGGGUGUGAAGGCGGGUCAGAUCUAAAAAUGUGUGAUUCCUUUAUGAGGGAAGGCAGUGCUGGCUCCACAGACAUACCUUAAAGUCGAUAGAGGAAGCGAGUUCAGUGGUCUCCUCUGAGUGAUGGCUUCUCCUGUGCAGCUGUUCAUGAUCUUGCCUCAUCUGGACUAGGACUGAAAUUAAUUUGACACACCACACACAAACACCAACAAACGCUACACGGCUUAGCCAUGUACAGUGUGGAAGACCUUCUCAUCUCUCAUGGAUACAAAGUCACACAAAAAAACAGCAACAACGUCCCUGUGUCACACUCUUCCCCCCACACCGCAGCAACCUAUGAGAAAUGUCUGCCGACACGAAGCGACAGUCGGUGUGAAAUCGGUGAGAAGCGGAAAGGACACAGCGACGUGAAUGGCUAUGAGGGGGACCGUGUUUACAGCAGUGCUGGCGGAGGAGGUAUCAGACAGACUUCUGCCAGGGGAUUCCCCUGUGACACCGAGAACCAGGUCAGGAAGCAGAGAACACAAGACGUGGACAACGGUAACCUAGGAGAUGGACGUUUGCCAGAAGACAGCCUGACAACAAACAGUUGGUUUUAUGAUAGUAACAGAGGAAUACACUCUCAGCCUAGAUCUGAGCAUGAUGUGUCCUACUGGCGAAGAAGAGGUCAGGACUUCAGUGUGCUUCUGGAUUAUGCUGACUUCAGGGACCCACGUGGAAGUGCAGGAGGGCUUCCCAACAAGCCAGAAGGCAUGCAACGGAGACCAGAAUCUGCCUUGAGCACAGAGGAACAUAACCAUGAGAAACAGCGCAGGGCUGAGAGCGCACGUGCCAGGGAGAGAGAGAUGGCUCUACACCAGUGGAGAAUUGCAGCUGAGAGGAAGUACCAGAGUUUGGGAACAGAGGAGUGGCGUCCUGUGACCAGUAUGAGCCGUCAGCCAUCUGAAAAUGAAGUGGGACAGGAGCAACGCAGGCCACGAACUGCAGAAGGUGCUGUUCCACCUAGAACAAAAACCAAGUCCCAGUCACUGCCCAGAAUGGCCCUACAAUCAGAAAGCCUCCAGUACUUCAACAUACCAACUGCUGUGCAGGAUUCUUAUGGAAGCUAUAGAUUGAACGGCCACCAUACGCGAGACUCUCAUGGAAGGCAUCUUGAUGGAGAGCACAGGUUGACUGACCGAUCGGGUGCACAGUCUGCUCCACCAUCAAAACCCAGAUUCAGUCGACCACUCAGACCACCAUCUUAUGAAGCGCAUCAGCAGAUGCGUGGGAGCAUAGAGAUGCUCGUGGGGGAACUUGCCCCUCGUGCUAGAGACAGGACUCCUCUGCCCUUGUCAAGGCAUGAAUAUUUUGUGCAAGAACUUGGAGGCUCUGGUGCAGAGCCCCCUGGGUAUAACCCUCCCCCUUCCUACAGGAGGCAGCCUUUAGUUAAGGGAGGGCACAGAACUUAUCCCAUUUCAAUGGGUAACCACCAGUAUAGAUGCGAUCCAUAUUUUCAAGGCUCUGCCAUGACAGAGGUGCAUGAAUGGUUUAUCAGGCAAACAGGAAUGGCUUGGCCAGACCAUUACAGAGAUGGAAGAAAAAGUAUGCCCUGCAGGAGACAGGCAUAUCCAGGCUACAGUGAAGAACGAAUAGGUAAUGUUCAGUACAUUCCCUUUGACGACCCCCGCGUCAGGCACAUUUCAGGAGCUGAAAUGGAUGGGAACACGCUGACUGAUGCAGACAAAAUCCGAAACAUCAGAAAUGAGAUUCCGGUCAGCCUCAUAUCUGAGAAGUCCAAUGACAGUGCCUUUUCUGUGACAGAGAAACCCUUUGACCGCACUGAACCAAUUAAAAGCAAUAUUAGUGACUCUAUUAAUGAGGACAGUAUGCACAAGGAAGUUCUGAAGGAGACAGAACGUUUCCACACAACAUCUGACCAAAACUGCAAUAGGCACCCAUCUGACCACGGUAAUACAAUUGCUCUUCAGAUGACAACGCAACAGAAUUCCAAUUCAAACCAGGAUUUCAUUGAGACGGUAACGCAAGUGAAGAAAUUUGAGGCGAAAACUUUGGCUGAGAAUAAGAAAAACUCUAAGAAGAAACUGAAAGAGACAAUGUUUUGCCUGGUAUCUGUCCCUAUUAAUAUGCAAGCAAACAAGGGUGUCUCUGACCCAAAUAACAAUGAAAAAGUGGCUUCUCCAAUGGUGAUAUCUGUAGAAAACCCAGUGGUACAUUCUGAAAACCAAAGCCUUUCUAAGCCCCUAGUAAGCAAGGAGACACAAAUACAGUCCAGCAGCUCCUUAUCCAAUAGAAGUUCCCCUUUGAAGACAGAGAUUGUAGAUGCUAAAUCACUGAAUGCAAGUCAAGACAAUGAAAUGUUCUAUGUAGGAUCCUGGCCUGGAGAUCAAUACAGGAACCAGGAAACUCAGACAGGCUCUCAAGAAGUCUUUAGAAACACCCAUCCUCAGAGAGCACUUAUGCAGACAAAAAGUGACAGUCCCUUCCCUAAAACAACCACAGAAAAUGAAGAUGAAACCGACUGCAGUGCCAACUAUGGAUAUUCCAUGGUCGGUCAAAAGGAUCUCAACCCUUCCAGCAACAGUGCAUUUUCCAGAACUUGCAGCAAUUUAAGUAUAAUGAGCCCCACUCUUGCCCAGUCAGCCUCAACUCUACCAUCUCCAGACUGUCAGCCUUUGCCUAGAAGGACUACAUCAAAACCUCAAACAGAUGGCCAAGAAGUUUUUGGGCAGUUCUUAUUAAAGCCAGUGAACAGACGCAAAUGGGAUGCCAUUGGGGAGCUUGAGUCUUUCAAUAAGGAGAUUCAGGAUCAGACAGGCAAAUGUCCAAAAGUUGAUCAGAACAUAGAGGAGCUGGAUGACGCAAUGAACAAUAUUCUAGAACUGAGCAACACUAGCAAAGAGUUUAACAACAGAAGACAGGAACCUGUGCCACUUCACUUGAAAAAGGAAACGGACAUGCAGUCAAAUAUAGUGCAGGUCACAGACAUGCAUCUUAGACAAAAUAACUUAAAUAUAAUCACAGAUUCAGGAAACAGAGGCAGAAUAAAGGAACAUCCAGAAUACAAAGGAAUACAAAUUUCCCAGGCAAAGUUAAACCUGGACACCCAAACACAAGAGGCACCUGUGGCCAAAUCCAACAAUUAUUUAAACUUUGAGGUUCUGGGGUACACCGAUCCAGGGGCAUAUAGGCAGGAUAUCCCAGUGCCAAAGGAGUGCUUGCUUAGGGAUGUUGGUUUAACAGUGUAUACUGCCAUUCCAGACACUGUGACCUCUGGAUCACCCACAUGCUUAAGUCCAGAGUCCCCUAUGUUAACCAGCCCUUCAGAUAAUUCAGAGAUGUGUGAGACCUUACAGAUUACAUUAUCAGACAGUAGUGGAGAUAUGAGCAGGCACAGCCCUGAGUUUGCUGAAUGUACUCAAAGCUUGACCAACAAUAAUUCCUUCAAUUCCAAAGCCCUCAACUUGAAGGAAUCAGGGAGAGAAAGCACCUCACAUAUCCAUGUGCUCAAGAGUCUCCAUUGUAGGUUUAAAGCAAAUUAUGAGGAUGAUGAUGACUAUUUUUAUUCAGAUUAUCUGAUAUGGAGUAAUGAGAAGACAUUGGCAGAUGAACACCUAGAGACACUUUUGAGUCAAGAGAAGGCCAACAGCAUGCCGACUGAAGACCUUAGUAACCUGUACCAAGUCCAGUAUGCUAAAGGCAUCCCUGAGAAUGAAUCCAUUGAACAAAGGGCUGCCAGGAUACUUGGCAUUGCUGUACCAGUUGAAGCUUUGGUUGUCGAUCAGUGUGAUGGUAAAGAGAAUGGUAAAGAAAGAAAUUCGGAAACCACAGAUGGUUCAUCCUUUAUGACGCAGACCAAAGAGAUGAGCUCAAACAAGGAGACACAGAAUGUCAGUAGAGAGUCUGAGGAAGUGCCAGAUGUGUCCAUGGAAAGUUAUGGAGAUGUGACAGAACAGACAGAGAUAAGCGUUGAGGAGGAUCCAGAGUCUAGAGAAGAUUUACCUAGAGCAGAGAAACACAGCCACAGAGUCUCUUCUGUAUUGGAGCUCCCAGAGUUUCCUCCAAGUAACUUGUGUUUGUCGCUUCCACUGGCAGAGGAUGGGGAAUUGGCUUUAAGUGUUGCUGGGGGAGACAGGAAGGAGAGAGUCAUUGCUGAGGUAACAGAAGCAACACUGGACAAUUUCCAGGCAUAUUCCCCAUCUCCUCUGCCCCCUUCACCCACAAAUGAUCAAGCAUUUCUGGAGUAUAGUGCCUAUACAAAGGAAGAAAACUCUCAGUCAUUAGAAAGAACUGUGACCAGGAUUGCCUUGGCCAAAGAGACAGAGGGAAAAUGGUGCUCAGAAGAAGAUCGAGAAGAAGAACUGACAGAAUCCGCUCAAGAGAACAAAAUACUGGAGGAAAAGGACCAAUACAUUGAGAAUGUGGUGGAAGAAAAAGAGACCAAUGACAUAGCCAGUUAUACACAACAUGACGAUGAAGUAAAGGUUCAGGAGGAAGAGAAAGUGUCAGCAGAUGAGCUAAUACAAGAGCAAUCAAGACAGCAAUUGAAGUCUAUGGCACUUCCAAUCCCACAGCCCCGCAGUGGUAAGGUAGCAAAGAGAGAGAUCACUCUGCCACAAGGAUUCAUGGAUAAUACAAUGUCUACAAUAGAGGAUGAUGAUAAUCUGUCUAUGUCAGAUGCAUAUGACCCCAGUCGUGUGGAGAGAGUAUGAAAUUAAACACUGUAAGAGCAAACCCUGUAACUUUACUGGAAAACUCAUCGUAAACAUAACUGGAGAUGACAUAGACUACAUUCACAGAAGUUCAUAAGCAGGUGGAUGGACUUCAUGCCACUCAUUAAGACUAAUUUGAACUUUUAUGAGCUGUUCAUGACUAGGCAGGCUAACUUGUCUAUCAAUCGGAUAUGAAUGUAUAUUGUAUAUCAAGUAAAUGUCACAAGUAGCUUCAAAUCAAUCUAUGACUAACACAUUUUCUAAAGUUAUUCUGCACCAGCAAAUGAUGGAGUUCUGUUGAACACAGAACACAGUGUCAUUGUGCCAUUAAGAAACAAUGACAAGAAAGACACUAAAGCACUUAUCAUUUUCUGCAGUAUUACCAAUGAGAGAAAGAAGAGAGGCCUUGAUGUAUCAAAGCAAUGAACUGGACUGAUGAGGUAGCAGCUGGAUCAGUUACAUAACACUGUGCUUUAAAUCACAGAGCUAACUAUUUUUUUAAGAAGAAUUAGAAGGAAAGUGUGCAUUAUACAGUGUGUUUUACAGUUGGGAGAAUCCAUUUGUGUCAAAUGUGUUAAAGUUGCAAUACAACAUAAUUAUAUAUACAUGUCAUUUUUUUUUUUAAAGAAAAUUAUGGCAUAGGCAACUUUUACACAGUACACAUUUUACCCAAAUUAGGCAGCUAAGAAGAAAGCUGAACAGAGACAAAGAUUAAAGGAUAUUUUGUGUGAAAUAUUGGUCUCCGGCUAAUUUAAUCUUAACUGCAGUGAAUUAUUUAGUCAUUUUCAGUAGUUAAUGCUCAAAGUGUUUUAUAUCACAUAUUCAGUUUGAGCUUUUCAGAGUAGAAGUCUGAGAAUGCAUUAUCUCACCACAAAAUGCAAUCAAAAAAGAAAAAAUUAUAUUUAUUUUUAUCAAACUAUCAACAAACUGUACAUAUAAAAAUAUAUUCAAAGAAGUAUUUUCUAUUUUACCUUGUGAAUUUGUUUGCUUGCUUACAAUCAUUAUUAAUAUAACAUAUCUUAAAAUGUUUGAUGUGUCUAAUAUCCUGUAUAACUCUCGCAUUGAAUUAGUUUUUUAUCGUGGUGUGCGGCGUGCCUUUUGUUGCACAAAUGUCAGAAAGUAUUAUGUUUUGUAUUUAUGCAUUUUAUUUCAAAUAAUGUAUGAAGCAAUCUACAUUAUUCUUAAAAAGUCCAUCUCAGUUCUGAAAGCUCACUGAUAUAGUAUACUUUUGUUAUUGUUUGGUUUCUUUUUAUAUAAAAUUGAGAUCAAAAUAUUUCCAUCACAUUGUUUUCUAACUCCAGUCCAAAGUGGACAAAAAUAAAUCCAAGUAAACACUGAGUAACUAGCACAUCCAAAGACUGGAAAUAGUGGGCUCGGCCAAAAAGUUCAUAAAAGUAAUUGCUUCUAUUUGCUCAGAACAUGAUUAUAAUUUUUUUGUACAAAUGCCAUAAUGUUGCUGCAGCAUGUUAAUAUUGCCAUUUGCCAUAGGCAUAAUAAAACUAAAUAAAUUCAUACAUAGAUACAGGCCAUAAAUAUUUUACAUUAUGUGUGUGUGUGUGUGUGUGUGUGUGUGUGUGUGUGUGUAUGUGUGUGUGAGUGAGUGUGUAUAAUAGUAAUAACAA
Messenger RNA from Xyrauchen texanus (razorback sucker), 6539 nucleotides. Its product is annotated as junctional cadherin 5-associated protein-like. Gene Ontology annotation, cellular component: ruffle membrane; adherens junction. Gene Ontology annotation, biological process: positive regulation of blood vessel endothelial cell proliferation involved in sprouting angiogenesis. Lineage: Eukaryota; Metazoa; Chordata; Actinopteri; Cypriniformes; Catostomidae. The transcript is spliced from 5 exons. Bases 436 to 4917 code for a protein of 1493 amino acids. The record is from RefSeq and is a predicted model, not a curated record.